Balaenoptera acutorostrata (minke whale) is the source of this 3587-nucleotide messenger RNA. RefSeq names its product VGF nerve growth factor inducible (gene VGF). Gene Ontology annotation, molecular function: neuropeptide hormone activity. Gene Ontology annotation, biological process: regulation of synaptic plasticity; carbohydrate homeostasis. The transcript is spliced from 3 exons. The record is from RefSeq and is a predicted model, not a curated record. The coding region runs from base 1259 to 3076 and encodes 605 amino acids. NCBI's taxonomy places the organism in Eukaryota, Metazoa, Chordata, Mammalia, Artiodactyla, Balaenopteridae.
CUGUGUUCUUGUACUCGGGUGUCCCCAGGUGUACACUGAAGUCUUUCUCUCUGCGUGCUGCCCCGCGGGGGCCUUGCUGCCUGACGGCGGGUGAGAUGCCCGUGGCUGAGAUGUCCGCGGCUGAGUGGAGCUGAGCCUGCCAUUGCGGAGGGCGGGGAGGGGGGCGUGAGGCUGCUCGGCGACCCCCGGGGAGUGGUGGCCCAUCUGACCCGUCUUGGCCUCGCUCUGCUCCUUUCAGCUCUUGGCUUCUGCCACUUGGUGUCUCUACCCUUCUUGAUCUUCAUGGGUUUCCAAUUUCCUCUGUCAGUUUCUCCGACCAGGUCCCCAGGGUGUUCGGCUCCGCGUCCCCUUUCCCGCCGCUGUUACUUGUCUAGCAGCCGGAGAUCAGAGAAUGGGGCUGACGUUGCGGGGAGUAGGAGCGUGGCCCCCGGAGAAGGGGGACUGGGCGUGGGGGGUAUUCCCGGACCCAACAUAGAGAUGCUGCGGGCAUGGGGCCAUAACUAAGCCAGCAAUCAGGCCCCUCCACCGACCCUCGAGAUGCCUCCCCACCCUCAGUCCCGCCCCCCACCGGGACAAGGGGCGGAUUCUCGUCUGCAAGGCUAGAGGCCACCCAGCAGCGCCCACCUCACCGCCCAGGGGCAACUCCGCUUUCCCAGGCGCCCCGCCACCCCACCGCCUGCCCCCGGUGGCAACCGAGUCCGCUCCAGAUCCGCGCCAUGUUUCCUCUGCAUCUCUGGGGUUUCCUCCCCUCGGCCGAGCCCGAGCAGAGCAGCGGCCGCGCGUACCGCCCGAAUCCCGAAGCUCUGGGCGCCCGAGCCCGCGUGCAGGACUGAGCAGACCCGGCCUUCGCAUCGGAACUCCGAGUAGGGACCGGACGGCGGCGGCCCGGUCCCCGCGUGUCAUCGGAAUUUGACCCUCGGAGCUCCGAGGUGACCCCGCUCUAGGUACCGUUCGCUGUCUGCGCGGCCGGCCCCGAUCGGCUUCUCAGCACCCGGUCCCUGGCCCUGGCUUGAGAGAGGCGGUAACGGCGCGGGCGCUGUCCAGCGUGCUGAAGCCUGAGCGAGCGAGUCUCCCGGAGCCGCGCGGACCCAGCUGAGCCCAGCCCACUGGACGCCAGACCUCGACCAUCGCUCGUAUCCUAGCCACCGCUCGGAGCCGAGGCGGACGAGUCCCGAUCUUCCCCUGUCCCAACCCCGCCCCGACCCUCCUCUCCACCUCCCGCGUCGUGGCACCAGCUGUCUCCGGCAGCCCUUCGGUCAUGAAAUCGCUCAGGUUGCCGGCUCCUGUCCUCCUCUGCUUCCUUCUACUGACCAAGGGGUUGGGAGCAGCGCCCCCGGGGCACCCUGAGGCUCAGCCACCUCCCCCCAGCUCUGAGCAUGAAGAGCCGGUAGCUGGGGACGCAGUGCUCGGGCCGAAGGGUGUUAGCGCCCCAGAGGUCCGAGCCGCUAGAAAUUCAGAGCCGCAGGACGAGGGAGAGCUUUUCCAGGGCGUGGAUCCCCGGGCGCUGGCCGCGGUGCUGCUGCAGGCACUCGACCGCCCGGCCUCGCCCCCAGCGCCUGGCGGCUCCCAGCAGCGGCCAGAGGAAGAAGCAGCAGAAGCUCUGCUGACCGAGACCGUGCGCAGCCAGACCCACAGUCUCCCAGCGCCAGAGACCCAGGCGCCCGCGGCCCCGCCUCGCCCUCAGACUCAGGAGAAUGGUCCCGAGGCGGCCGACCCCUCCGAGGAGCUCGAGGCGCUAGCUUCCCUGCUUCAGGAACUGCGAGAUUUCAGUCCGAGCAGUGCCAAGCGCCAGCAAGAGACGGCGGCAGCAGAGACGGAAACCCGCACGCACACGCUGACCCGAGUCAACCUGGAGAGCCCCGGGCCGGAGCGCGUGUGGCGGGCUUCCUGGGGAGAGUUCCAGGCGCGCGUCCCGGAGCGCGCGGCCCUGCCGCCGCCUGCUCCCCCGCAAUUCCAGGCGCGUAUGCCCGAGAGCGGGCACCUCCCCGAAGCCCACCAGUUCGGGGAAGGAGUGUCCUCCCCCAAAACACACCUAGGUGAGGCAUUGGCACCCUUGUCCAAGGCGUACCAAGGCCUGGGCGCUCCCUUUACCAAGGCGCGCCGGCCGGAGACCUCACUCCUGGGCGGCUCUGAGGCGGGAGAGCGCCUUCUACAGCAAGGGCUGGCGCAGGUGGAAGCUGGGAGGCGGCAGGCGGAGGCCACACGGCAGGCCGCGGCCCAGGAAGAGCGGCUGGCCGACCUCGCCUCCGACCUGCUGCUCCAGUAUUUGCUGCAGGGCGGGGCUCGGCAGCGCGGCCUUGGGGGUCGGGGGCUGCAGGAGGAGGCGGAGCAGGAGAGACGCGGCGGGGAGGAGAGGGUGGGGGAAGAGGAUGAGGAGGCGGCGGAGGCGGAGGCGGAGGCGGAGGAGGCGGAGAGGGCGCGACAGAACGCUUUACUGUUCGCUGAGGAGGAAGACGGGGAAGCCGGAGCCGAAGACAAGCGCUCCCAGGAGGAGACGCCCGGCCACCGACGAAAGGAGGCCGAGGGGGCAGAGGAGGGCGGGGAGGAGGACGACGACGACGAAGAGAUGGACCCGCAGACAAUCGAUAGCCUCAUUGAGCUGUCCACCAAACUCCACCUGCCAGCGGACGACGUGGUCAGCAUCAUCGAGGAGGUGGAAGAGAAGCGGAAGCGGAAGAAGAACGCCCCUCCCGAGCCUGUGCCGCCCCCCCGGGCCGCCCCCGUCCCCACUCACGCCCGCUCCCCGCAGCCCCAGCCCCUCUCCCCCGCCCCGGCUCGGGACGAGCUGCCCGACUGGAACGAGGUGCUCCCGCCCUGGGAUCGGGAGGAGGACGAGGUGUUUCCCCCGGGGCCCUACCACCCUUUUCCCAACUACAUCCGGCCGCGAACACUGCAGCCACCCGCUGCCUCGCGCCGCCGCCACUACCACCACGCCCUGCCGCCUUCGAGCCACUAUCCCGACAGGGAGGCCCAGGCGCGGCGCGCUCAGGAGCAGGCGGAGGCAGAGGAGCGCCGGCUGCAGGAGCAGGAGGAGCUGGAGAAUUACAUCGAGCACGUGCUGCUCAGGCGCCCGUGACCGGCCCCGGCCCCGCCCCCGCGCGCCGCCGCGCGCGCCGCCACCCCCCCUCCGUGUCGCUCCUUUCCCCUCUCAGUGUUUUGCAUGCGCCCGGCCCCGCCCUCGGCCGCCGCCCAGCCCCGCCCCCGCCCACCCCUCCGCCCGCGGGCCGCCCCGCCCCCGGGCUACGCCGGGACCUGUCAGACCUCUUCGUGCGUCGGAAGCCCGAAAUCCCAAACUCACUCACGGGUGUCUCGGGAACAGCACAGGGGGCCGGGUAGUUUGUGCGAGUUCCCUGCCCCCGCGGGGCCCCGUCCCCACCUAGUCCCUCUCGGGAUGUCCCGGUCUGAAACCGGAAAAAGGAUUUCCAGUUAACUGUGUGAAGAAGUGUCUGUCUCCCGCCCUUUGGGCCUCCCAAGAGCCUCUCCACCCUCUCCGGAUCGCUGUGAAUUUACCCCUUCUUUCCCUACUCUGUUGUAAAUACCCCUCACGGAGGAAAUAGUUUUGCUAAGAAAUAAAAGUGACUAUUUUA